Messenger RNA from Lottia gigantea (owl limpet), 1540 nucleotides. RefSeq lists its product as hypothetical. Gene Ontology annotation, cellular component: membrane. Gene Ontology annotation, molecular function: carboxylic ester hydrolase activity. The transcript has 7 exons. The record is from RefSeq and is a predicted model, not a curated record. NCBI's taxonomy places the organism in Eukaryota, Metazoa, Mollusca, Gastropoda, Lottiidae. Bases 229 to 1449 code for a protein of 406 amino acids.
UGAGACUGAAUGCGUGUCACUGGAAUCAAAACUUUUUCCAACUUCUCCUUGAAUGCUAAACUGAAAAGUAUUUGCUGGAUAGCCUUAACCCUUUACAAUUCAAGCAGUUACGUGUACAAAGAGGUUAAGAUGAACUUUGUCACUUUUUGUAAAACAAUGUAACGAUUUUGACCUAAAUGAUAACAAUCGAUAUCAAACGACGAAUAACCUUUUGCAAGGAAACCAAAGAUGGGUUUGUGUAGUUUUCAAAACUUCGUGAUAUUUUGGUCAGCCAUUUUUCUUGGAUUGGCCUACUUCCUGUACACGCCAGUACCUCAUGGAUUUUCUGAGCCGUGGAAAUUACGGACGGUUCUGGCCGGUUUCAAGACUGUCAACCUUAUUGGUGGUGUAAGUGAGUUACUAGGCUAUGAUAGUGGCAUCAAUAUGACUCGAAAAUUCUUAAACAUCGCCUACGCCAGGCAACCAGAUGAUCCUGCAUUGGAGGUUUGGGAUGCAACAUUUGAUGGUGUACCAGUUAGAAUUUAUAAACCAAUCAAAAUUCAGACACCUGCUCCUGCUAUGGUGUUUCUACACGGAGGGGGGUGGGUCUUAUUUAGUAUAGAUGAAUAUGAUUUGACCACAAGACUAAUCGCUAAACAAGCUGAGAUCAUUGUAGUCUCUGUUAACUAUCGGCUGGCACCAGAAUAUCCAUUCCCGAUUCCGUUUGACGACUGUGUGACAGCGACAACACAUUUGUUACAAAAUGGCGCCAAAUAUGGAGUAGACCCCAAACGAGUUGCAGUUGCAGGGGACAGUGCCGGAGGGAACUUGGCUGCAGCCGUUUCAACGAAGUUAAGAGAUGAACAUCAUAAGCCUGGAAUAAGACUACAGAUUCUUGUGUAUCCAGUCCUUCAAGGAUGCGACUGGUAUUUGCCUAGUUACCAAACGGGGGCCAUCUUGUUUAAUCGUGAUGAUAAAGCAAAAUUUGUGCGAGCUUAUGUAAAUUUUAGCAAAGAUUUUUUUCCAUUUAUUGGAACUGAAAGAUAUUAUUCCAAAACUGUUCGGGAAAAAUGUAAAAAAUUUGUAGAUUUCCAUUUGCUGCCGAAUGAAUUUAUCCCAAAAGAUUACAAACAAACGGAAUUAUUUUCCAAAGACAAAUUACCAAAAACUUUGGAAAAAGAUUUUCAAAAGGCUCAAAAGUUUUUGUCAAAUCCUUACAUUUUUCCAUUGAUGUUGGAAAACUUAAAGGGGUUACCUCCGACUUUUAUUUUAUCAGUGGAGUACGACACUUUAAGAGAUGAAAAUAUCAUUUUUGUGUCGCGGCUCCAAUCGGCAGGAGUUGAUGUAGUUAGGAAACAUUUUGACCAAUGUAUCCAUGGAUGUUUCAAUUUGCGGAAUUCCUCCUUUGAUUUUUCCGAUGGGAAACGAAUGAUCCAAACUAUCGUUGAUUAUUUAAAAGAAAAAUUGUAAUUUUGAAAAGAAUUUUAUUUUUGAAAAUUGUAUGUUUUUUUUUAACAGAAAAUAAUUUUUGUUUUUUUUGAAUAAAAUUGUUUUUUAAAAG